Molecule: messenger RNA, 987 nt
Organism: Dermacentor silvarum
Lineage: Eukaryota; Metazoa; Arthropoda; Arachnida; Ixodida; Ixodidae
Exons: 5
Coding region: 43-894 (283 amino acids)
Source: RefSeq, a predicted model, not a curated record
UAGUACCAGUGCACUGAAGGACCGCGAUCCGGCUCGCGUGCCAUGGAAGAAACUAUGCACAACUCAUCGGAGCCGAAGGGUCGACAGGCAGCUGCCCGCGCCGAUUCAGUGCGGUCGCUGUCGUGCUACAGCGUCGACGAGAAUGUUCUCGAGGUGCUUUGGGACGAGGACAUCCACAUGGAGGAGCUACUCGAGUUCUCGUUCGACCACAUCGACCAGCUCGCAGAACGCAGGGGAAAGACGAUCGCAAGCACUGAAAAAUGUCGUCUCUGGGAUUACGUGCAGCGGAUGAGGUGCGAGCAGCCCUACUGGGUAACCAAGGAGUCGGUGCCCUGGGACGAAGUAGAGGCCAAGUACUCUCUGCGAAGUCGGUCUCUGUCGUCCGGCUCCUUCCAUUCUCACCUGGAGUUCUCGGGGAUUGGCCUUGCCACGCCCCCGCCAAUGCUCUACUCGCUGAGAAAACCCCUGCCAGCGGCUUCUCGUGGUACAGCCGCCGAUGAGGACUCCUCGCAGCCACCCGACGAGCUGAAGUGCGAGCCGGACCAACGUUUCACGAUGUCCGAGCAGUGGGACGUCGGUUCGCCGCACCGGGGUCUUGUUUCGGCAACAUGCCCCAAGAAAAAGCAAGGCUGGCAGCGACUCCUGGGGAAGGUUUUUCAUCCGAAACACAAGGCCUCUGCGAAAGACCACAGCAUUGGAGAGUUCCACUCCUUCCUCGCAGGUGUCGCCAGCUCCUCCAGCCCUUGUUCGGUGAGCCACGAAGAGGGAUCACCGUCUCCACUGAAGAGGUCUGAGAAGGAACGUCCGACAGGAUUCCUCCGACGGUCUCUGCGUAGGGUGGCCAUGGCUACGCGCAAACAUGAUUCGCGCGACGAUGGGAAGACCGAUGUUUAGUGCAUGUCGUAACUAAUUUAUUUUACUUUAUUUUAGUUUUGACGAGUUUAUCGCUUACUCUUGGCGAAUAAAUGAAUAAUGUCCCCGCUAUAC